AGCUGUCUGAAACAGACGUCCAUACUUGUGUGGCCAGAGCACAAUAGUUGGCUGUUGAGACUCACAUAAACUCGGAAAUUCAAGCAAGCACCCAGAAUGGAAGCAAACAACAAUGGAAUGAAAACAGGACCUGAAGACAAAGCUCAUGCUCCAGAUAUAAGUGUGACGCGGGAUAGUGAGGUACAGCUCACUAUCCCAAAGGACCCCAAGUCGACUCCCAGUCAUGCAGAUCGCUUCGUCAGGUCCGUUGAGAAUGGAGCACGCAAACCUGACGACACGGCUAAACCUGCUGCUGACAAGGAGAAAACUAUUCCACCAAAACUUCAGAUCACGGUCAGCACAUUCACCGUCAAAUGUGGGGCAGCUCUGAAGGUAGACCUCCCAGUGACUGGACUGCCUAAACCAAAGAUCGAAUGGAAAAAAGAUGGUCUUGCGAUAAAGGAGACUUCGAGACUGGAGGUUUCACACACAGCGUCGUCGACAAGCCUUCGUAUCAAAGAUGCAAAUAGGGAUAAUUCCGGCCAUUACACCAUCACAGCGAGUAACAGCACAGGGACCGCGACUGGAGCAAUAACAAUAGUUGUUCUAGAAAGGCCUGGGCCACCCACAGCACCCGUAAAGAUCGAGGAAGUAAGCUCAGACUUUGUCUCCAUCUCUUGGGAGCCACCGGAAUACACAGGCGGCUGCCAGAUAGACAACUAUGUGGUGGAGAAACGCGACACCUCGUCCACAGACUGGCAGAUAGUCUCAGCAACAACAGUCAGGACCGCAAUUAAAGUCCCCAGGCUAAAGACAGGGCAUGAGUACCAGUUCAGAGUGUUUGCUGAAAAUAGAUAUGGAAGAAGUACCCCAAUCAGUUCCCCCAACGUCAUCGCACAGUAUCCCUUCAGUAAGCCAGCGGCCUCUGGCACCCCACGCGUCACCACAGUGACCAAGAACAACAUGGUGGUUGAAUGGGAGCCUCCCACCAGCGAUGGGGGGAGUCCUAUCAUUGGUUACCACCUCGAACGGAAGGAGAAGAACAGCAUUUUGUGGACCAAGUUGAACAAGCUUGUUAUUCCCGAUGCUCGUUUCAAAACCUCUGGGCUGGAGGAAGGCAUUGAAUAUGAGUUCAGAGUCUUAGCAGAGAACAUUGCUGGACCCGGCCUGUAUAGUGAGAUAUCUGAGUGCUACGUGGCUAGAGAUCCAUGUGACCCACCUGGGACACCAGAGGUGGUUGUCAUUACAAGAGACCAUGUCACCCUACAGUGGGCAAAACCCAAGAGCGAUGGAGGGAGUACCAUCACUGGCUACCUUGUAGAAAAAAAGGACCUGCCAGAUGGUAAAUGGAUGAAGGCCAAUUUCAUCAAUGUCAUUGAAACCCAGUUCACAGUCACAGAUUUGACUGGUGGCGAUAGGUACGAGUUCAGAGUCACUGCCAGAAACGGUGCUGGUGUUUGGAGCGGUCCUUCAAGGAGUACAACUGUGACCGCCGAGGAUGUCAUAGAGGCCCCAACCAUAUCCUUGGAUGCUAAGUACAACAGCACGUAUGUGAUUAAGGCUGGCGACACCUUUACUAUUGAUGCCAACUAUUCAGGAAAGCCACUCCCACAAGUCAGGUGGCUAAAGGAUGGAAGGGAAAUCGAUAAAAGUACACCCAAAAUGGACGUCAAAACCGACCUCUCCCGCACAAUUCUGACUGUCAGGGACAGUUCACGCGUGGAUGGGGGAAACUAUGCCUUAAACGUCAAUAACAUGGGCGGAACUAAAACUGUUCCGGUAAAUGUAAAGGUCCUGGAUAGACCGGGUCCUCCAGCUGGACCUCUCAAAGUCAAAGUGGUCAGUGCAGAGAAGUGCACUCUUUACUGGAACCAGCCCAUGAAUGAUGGUGGAGCCAGUGUGACCCACUAUGUUAUUGAGAAGAGGGAAACUAGCCGUGUCUCCUGGACUGUAGUCGAGCCAUCAAUUGAAAGCAUCAGUUACAAAGUGAAUAACCUGGUGUCCGGCAAAGAGUACAUAUUCAGAAUUAUUCCCGUCAAUAAAUAUGGUGUUGGUGAACCCCUUGAGUCGGAUCCCUUCGUGGCACAAAACCCUUUCACAACACCAAGUUCACCAUCUGCCCCUGAAGCGAGUGCCGUUACGGGGGACUCUGUACUGCUGACGUGGCAUAGGCCAGAAAGUGAUGGCGGAUCCGAGAUUGAUGGGUACAUCCUUGAGAAACGUGACAAAGACGGUAUCAGGUGGUCUAAAUGCAACAAGAGAAGGCUGAAUGAUUUGCGUUUCCGGUGCCCAGGACUCAGCGAAGGACAUUUCUAUGAGUUUAGAGUAUCGGCCGAGAAUGCUGCUGGCGUGGGUGCACCCAGUGUUCCGAGUGAAUACAUUAAGAUUUGUGAAGCUACGUACCCACCAGGACCUCCCACCAACCCAAAAGUCACUGACCACUCCGGCACUACUGUGUCUCUGGCCUGGUCCAAGCCCAUCUACAAUGGUGGAUCAACCAUAACAGGAUUUGUAGUCAAGAUGAAAGAGGCUACAGACGAUGACUGGACAACAUGCAUGCCCCCUACUGGAGGGGAGGACACCACAUACACCGUCAAGAGACUGAGAGAGAAUGCAGAGUAUAACUUUCGUAUUUGUGCAGUAAACCUUGCUGGCCAUGGAGAAUAUGUGGAUCUACCUGGCCCAGUGAUGGCUGCAGAAAAACUGGAGGCACCUGAGAUUGAGUUGGAUGCUGAGUUACGAAAGAUUGUGAACGUUCGUUCCUGUUCUACCCUCCGUCUUCUGGUUGCCAUUAGAGGGAGGCCAGAUCCAGUGGUCAAAUGGUCAAAAGCAGAGGGCCCUCUCAAUGAACGCGCUCAUAUUGAGGUAACCAGCUCCUACACUGAGUUACUGAUUGAAAAUGUCAACAGACUUGACUCAGGCAAGUAUGUGUUGACACUUGAAAACUGCAGUGGAUCCAAGUCAGCCUUCAUCAAUGUAAGCGUGCUAGAUUCACCAAGCGCACCAACAAAUUUAGUAGUUAAGGAUGUAAAGAGAGACUCAGUAUCCAUUUCGUGGGAGCCACCUCACAUUGACGGAGGUGCAAAGAUCUCACACUACAUUGUUGAGAAGAGAGAGGAGGCCAGAAUGACAUUUACUGCUGUCUGUAGCAACUGUGUAAGGAACUCAUGCAAGAUUGGAAAUCUACAAGAAGGAAGCUUUUACUCUUUCCGGGUGCUUGCUGUGAAUGACUUUGGUGUUGGACUUCCAUUGGAGACAACUGACAGCGUCAAGAUAUCGGAGGCUCCAUUGUCUCCUGGUAAAAUCACAGCCGAGGAUGUUACCUCCAACAGUGUCAGACUUGUAUGGGAGAAGCCGGACCACGAUGGAGGAAGCAAAAUCACAUGUUAUAUUGUGGAGAUGCAGGCCAAGGAAGAUGACACGUGGACAGUGUGUUCUGAACUCAAAGCACUAGAAACUACAAUAAAUGGGCUCACAACAGGAAGGGACUAUUUCUUCAGAGUGACCGCAAUGAAUGAUCAGGGAAAGAGUGAGCCUAAGCCCCUGUUGACCCCUGUUUCUAUAAAAGACAACAAUGUUGGACCUAUCAUUAAUUUGAUGUGCACCGCAUUCAGUGUGAGAGCAGGAAACGAUCUGAAAAUCAACGUUCCCUUUAAAGGUACACCACAACCAGAGGUGGUUUGGGUAAAAAAUGGCGAAACACUAAAAGAGACAAAUAGGGUAAAUGUACGUACAUCUGAGAUUUCCUCUGAAAUAACCAUUAAAGAAGCAAUUAGAAUGGAUGUAGGAGAAUACAAGAUCAAAUUGACCAACUCAUCUGGAUCAAAAUCAGCAAACAUAUUUGUCAAUGUUCUUGAAACCCCUGGACCGCCAAGUGACCUCAGUAUUGAUGAGCUCAGCGCUGACUUUGUUUCUCUUUCAUGGCAGCCUCCAUUGUACCGUGGUGGCUGUGAAGUUGAUAACUAUGUUAUCGAGAAGAGAGACGCAACAUCCUCCACAUGGCAAACUGUAUCAGCAACGAUGGCUAGAACGUCGAUCAAGAUCUGCCGUCUUACUCAGGGGACAGAAUAUCAGUUCCGUGUCGCAGCAGAAAACCGAUAUGGGAAGAGUAACUUUGUUGACUCCGAACCGGUUGUUGCCCAGUAUCCCUUUGAACCUCCAGGCCCUCCAGCCUCUAUCCAUGUAGCCAAUGCCUCAAAAUCUGUCAUGCUGGUCGAAUGGAGCCAGCCAGAGAGUGAUGGAGGAAGCCCAGUGACUGGCUAUCACAUUGAAUACAAAGAUCAGAGCAGCAUCCUUUGGAUAAAGUUAAACAGAAUUCCUCUCACUGAGAACCAGUUGAAGGUCACAAGCAUUCAAGAGAGCCUGAUAUAUGAGUUCCGUGUUUGUGCUGAAAAUAUGGCGGGAGUUGGGCCCUGCAGUAAGGCUUCUGAACCUGUGGCUGCAAGAGAUCAGUGUGAUCCUCCGACAAACCUCACAGUCACCAGCAUAACCAGUAGCUCUGUUUCCCUCUCCUGGGACAAACCACAAUAUGAUGGUGGUGCCAAAAUAACCGGUUACAUCGUGGAACGCAAAGAGCUCCCACAGAGCUGUUGGCUCAAGUGCAACUUUACAAAUCUACAGGAGACCUGCUUUGACGUGACAGGCCUCACUGAGGAUGAUCAAUAUGAUUUUCGAGUUAUUGCCAAGAACGCAGCUGAACUCCUAAGUCCACCAUCGAAAUGCACUGGACCCGUCACAGCCACGCAUGAUGUGGAUCCACCAAAUAUUGUCGUUAAUGAUAGAUGUAACCAGGUGGUGGUGGUCAACGCAGGAGUCCUCCUGAGAAUAGAUGCUACUAUCACAGGACGCCCCCAACCCAUGGCAUUCUGGUCUAAGAAUAGCAGGAGAAUUGACACCAAGGGAAGGUUCGAGAUAACCUCCACAAAGACACAGACCUCAUUACUUAUCAAAGAAAGUACCAGAAAAGACUCUGGACAGUACAUCCUGACUGCGCAGAACAGUGGUGGUACCACCUCUAAAACCUUCAGCUGCAAGGUGCUCGACAGACCGGGACCCCCAGCGGGUCCCCUGGCAAUAACUGGACUCUCAGCGGAAAAAUGCAUCCUGAAAUGGGGGCCCCCUACGGAGACGGGUGGGGCUGAAAUAAUGCACUACAUCGUGGAAAAGUGUGAAACCAGCCGCAUUGCGUGGACUCUGCUUCAUGGGGACCUGACGUCAACGACGUGCAAAAUCACCAAGCUUCUCAAAGGAAAUGAAUAUAUGUUCAGGGUGAGGGCAGUGAACAAAUACGGCGAGGGUGAGGUUCUCGAGAGCGAGCCCACAAAGGCAGUGGAUCAGUUCACCGUUCCAUCGGCUCCUACUGACGUCGAAGUUACAAGCGCAACAAGCGAAGCCAUGACCAUCUGCUGGAGGAGACCGGCCACUGACGGCGGCAGCAGCAUCAACGGCUACGUCAUUGAAAAGAGGGAAAAGCAGGGUCUUCGAUGGACCCGUGUCAAUAAAAAGCCUGUGUAUGACCUCCGGGUUAAGGCUUCCGGCCUGCGUGAAGGAUGCGAGUAUGAAUUCAGAGUCUUUGCAGAGAAUGUGGCAGGGCUAAGUGAGCCGAGUAUGCCGUCCUCACUUACUUUGGCUGAGGAUCCAAAGUUUCUUCCGUCCCCACCAGCAAAGCCCCUUGUCAUCGAGUCCUCCAGGACCUCCAUCACCCUGUCCUGGAACAAGCCGCUGUUUGACGGUGGAGCAGUGGUGACCGGUUACAGGGUGGAGUACAGGAAAACAUCAGAGGACAGUUGGAGCGAAGCUGUUUCAAACACAGAGAACACAGAGUUCACAGUCACUGGGCUCACAUCCGGGGAGGAGUAUGUGUUUGUCGUCAGAUCUAUCAACAGAAUUGGCGCGAGUGAGCCCAGUCCUGAGACAGAUCCGGAGGUUGCCAUGGAGAGAGAGCAGAAACCCGAAUUUAACAUCAGCAAUGAGAUGCGCAAGGUGAUCCUUGUCAAAGCCGGCAGCUCUUUCACCUUGACCGUACCGUUUACUGGAAAACCUGCCCCAGAUGUGAGCUGGGACAAGGCGGAUGCAGACUUGAGAAUCCGAGGACUCAUCAACACGUCUAGCUCUAUGACCUCCAUCACAGUGGAACAGGCCACACGCGACGACUCAGGAAAAUACAUAGUGAAACUGCAGAAUGUAGCUGGAACUGCAAGUCUUACCCUAAACGUAAGGGUUCUGGACUCUCCUGGUCCCCCGGCAAGCCUCGCCGUCAAGGAUGUGACCAUCAACAGUGUCACCGUUACCUGGGAUGCGCCUGAGAAUGAGGGAGGAGCCGCUGUGCAGAACUACCAUGUGGACAUACGCGACAUCAGCAGGAAAGGAUGGACCAACCUUACUAAGUCUUGCACACGUCUGUCCCAUCGCGUCUCUGAUCUGGUGGAGGGGGGCAUUUACUUCUUCAGGGUGACAGCGGAAAACGAGUACGGGGUCGGAGUCCCAGCUGAGACCAAGGAUGGAACCAAGAUGAUAGAAACUACAAGCUUUUAGCUGGGAAAGUCAACCUUCUCCACUCACCAACAAAUAUAUAAUGGGAUGGAUGUGAUGGAAAUCGAUUGGUCUUUUAAUUAUUAUUACAAAGUGGCUUAUAUAUAUAUAUUU
Molecule: messenger RNA, 6624 nt
Organism: Gadus morhua (Atlantic cod)
Lineage: Eukaryota; Metazoa; Chordata; Actinopteri; Gadiformes; Gadidae
Product: titin-like
Exons: 4
Coding region: 97-6513 (2138 amino acids)
Molecular function (GO): protein binding
Source: RefSeq, a predicted model, not a curated record